Molecule: messenger RNA, 10190 nt
Organism: Xenopus laevis (African clawed frog)
Lineage: Eukaryota; Metazoa; Chordata; Amphibia; Anura; Pipidae
Gene: plxna2.L
Product: plexin A2 L homeolog
Exons: 32
Coding region: 611-6307 (1898 amino acids)
Biological process (GO): regulation of cell migration; animal organ development; epithelium development
Cellular component (GO): plasma membrane; semaphorin receptor complex
Molecular function (GO): semaphorin receptor activity; transmembrane signaling receptor activity
Source: RefSeq, a predicted model, not a curated record
GGCUGUGGCAGGCAGGGGGUUAAGCAGCCCUGUGACAGUAUGCUAAUGACGGCGAGAUCGGGAGGCAGGCUCUGGCAAGCAGAGUGACUGCUGAAGCCGUGUGUGUGUGUGUGAGAGAGAGAGAGUGUGAGUGUGUGUGGAAGGGGGUGUUUCUCCGGCUGCAUGUGAAAGCGAGAAACAGCUACUGGAAGCUCUCAGCUGCUUGGGAAGCGGAGACAGGAGAGGACGCGGCAAGAGAGGAGAGAGAGGCAUCUACACAGGCUGCACUUCUACUGGCACAAUGGCACCCCUAAGGCACCACUGAACGAGAGGAAGGCUUGGGGACUGGCUGAGACUGACAGAAAGGAGCAGCCCGAUUCAGUGCCGCUACAUACGUGAGACAUUGGAACAGCCCGUGCAGAACGACUCACCCACGAAGAUACUUUAGGAAUACAGAUAAGCCGGGGACCUUGUGGAUCUCACAAGCACAUGUGGAUUAGACCAGUGGCAGUGUAAAGCUGGCGUUGGCACAGGCGGAAUGAGAACCAUGUAAAGAAAGCUGAAGUACAGGAGGAGGUAAACACCAAAGAGAGCCUGGGAAACAUAUCUCUUCCUUCUCUCCUCCGACACAAUGGAACAGCGAAGGAUCUUGAUGUGGACUCAGGGAUCUGUAGGCCUCCACUACUGGGCGUCUUCUUCAGUCUUGAUAGUUUUGACCAUGUUAUCUUUAGAUUUUCCUUGUGCUUCCCUUUCUAACACUUUUAACGCUGAACACAGGGAUUGGACAUUUAGCCACCUUGCUGUACACCAGACCACAGGGGCAGUGUAUGUAGGGGCUGUAAAUAGGAUCUACAAGCUCUCUGGAAACUUGACUCUGUUGGUAUCCCACAACACAGGCCCAGGGGAAGAUAACAAGUCAUGCUACCCACCACAAAAUGUACAGCCCUGUAGUGAACCUCGUACUCUGACAAACAAUGUGAACAAACUUCUCAUCAUUGACUAUGCUGAAAACCGUCUCUUGGCCUGUGGGAGCUUGUAUCAGGGUGUGUGCAAGCUUCUUCGUCUGGAUGAUUUGUUUAUCCUGGUGGAGCCAUCUCACAAAAAAGAGCACUAUCUGUCAAGCGUUAACGAAACAGGUACCAUGUAUGGAGUGAUUGUUAAUACUGAAGGUCAGGAUGGCAAACUGUUCAUUGGAACUGCAGUAGAUGGCAAGCAGGAUUAUUUCCCAACACUCUCCAGCAGAAAGCUGCCUCGAGACCCAGAAUCAUCUACAAUGUUGGAUUAUGAGCUGUACAGUGACUUUGUGUCAUCUCUCAUUAAAAUCCCAUCAGACACACUUGCCUUGGUUUCACAUUUUGACAUUUUUUACGUAUAUGGGUUUUCUAGUGGCAAUUAUGUUUAUUUUCUCACUGUUCAGCCAGAAACCCCAGAGGGCAUCUCUAGCAAUUCAGCCAAUGACCUUUUUUACACCUCCCGCAUAGUGAGAUUAUGCAAGAAUGAUCCUAAAUUUCACUCUUAUGUUUCUCUGCCAAUUGGAUGCACCAAGAAUGGAGUAGAGUAUAGGCUUCUGCAAGCUGCUUACCUUACAAAGCCAGGAGCAACAUUAGCUAGGUCACUGAAGAUCACCACCCAAGAUGAUGUUCUUUUUGCCAUCUUCUCCAAAGGCCAGAAGCAGUAUCACCACCCACCUGAUGACUCUACAUUGUGUGUCUUCCCAAUCAAGACUAUUAACUCACUUAUUAAAGAAAGGCUACAGUCUUGUUACCAAGGGGAGGGUCAUCUGGAACUAAACUGGCUUUUAGGAAAGGAUGUCCAGUGCACUAAAGCUCCAGUUCCCAUUGAUGAUAAUUUCUGUGGUUUGGAUAUUAACCAACCUUUAGGAGGAUCCACCAUGGUGGAAGGUGUUACACUGUACACGGAAGGCAGAGACAGAAUGACAUCACUAGCAUCAUAUGUCUACAACAACGACAGUGUGAUAUUUGUGGGCACCAAAAGUGGAAAGAUCAAAAAGAUCAGGGCUGAUGGACCCCCUGUUGGAGGCAUUCAGUAUGAAGUAGUGAGUGUUCUUCGAGAUGGAAGUCCUUUACUGAGGGAUAUGGCAUUCUCUACAGACAACAAAUAUCUAUACGUCAUGUCAGAAAGACAGGUGUCCAGAGUGGAGGUGGAGCACUGUGAGCAGUACACAAGCUGUGAGGAAUGUCUGAGUUCUGGGGAUCCUCACUGUGGCUGGUGUGUGCUUCAUAACACGUGCUCGCGGAAGGAUAAAUGUGAGCGGGCGCAUGAGCCAUUUCGAUUUGCAAACAAUAUGAAGCAGUGUGUGAAGGUUAAUGUUCAGCCCAACAGCCUCCCCGUAUCUGAACACAGCCUGCCGCUCACUCUGGAAAUCAGCAAUGUCCCUGACCUUUCUGCUGGGGUGACAUGCUCUUUUGGUAAUCUGAAACUAGAAGAAGGUAAAGUGCUAAGUGGCAAUCGCAUUGUCUGUGUUUCACCAGCGGCCAAGGAUAUUCCCACCAUGCUCGCUGCCCAAGACUGGUUCGGUGUGGAGUUACAGCUAAUCUCCAAAGAGACUGAGAAGACUUUUGUCAGCACAAACUUCAAAUUCUACAACUGCAGUGCUCACCAGCAUUGUUUGUCCUGUGUGAAUGGUGAUUUUCGCUGUCAUUGGUGUAAAUACAGAAACCUCUGUACCCACGACCCAACUUCUUGCUCAUUCCAAGAGGGCCGUGUCAAUGUCUCUGAGGAUUGUCCCCAGCUAGUACCCAGUGAGGAGAUCCUGAUUCCUGUUGGUGAGGUGAGGCCAAUCACCUUGAAAGCUAGGAAUUUGCCCCAGCCACAGUCUGGCCAGAGAGGUUAUGAGUGUGUCCUAAACAUCCAGGGAGUGGUACAUCGUAUGCCAGCGCUGCGUUUCAACAGCUCCAGUGUCCAGUGCCAGAACAGCUCGUACAUCUAUGAAGGAAUGGAUGUAAGUGAUCUGCCAGUGGACUUUUCUGUGGUCUGGAAUGGAAAUUUUACCAUUGACAACCCACAGCUUAUUAAAGUUCAUCUGUACAAGUGUGCAGCGCAGAGAGAGAGCUGCGGCCUGUGCCUGAAAGCUGAUCAUAAGUAUGAGUGUGGCUGGUGCAAAGGAGAAGGCCAUUGUACGUUACACCAUCACUGCAUGUCGCCCCAAAAUCAGUGGCUAGACUGGUCCAGCAGGAAUGUCAAAUGUACCAAUCCACGUAUCCAUGAGAUUCUCACCGUGUCAGGGCCUCCUGAAGGUGGCACCAGGGUUACCAUCCGAGGUGCGAAUUUGGGCUUGGAUUUUUCAGAAAUUGCUCAAAAUGUGGUUGUGGCUGGAGUGCAGUGCACACCUGUGGAAGAAGAAUACAUUAUUGCAGAGCAGAUCGUGUGUGAAAUGGGUCAGGCUUCCCCAACAUCAAGCUCAGGACCCGUGCUUCUCUGCAUCGGGGAGUGCAAGCCUGAGUUUAUGGCCCGUUCUCUGCAGCAGUACACCUUUGUGUCUCCAACAGUGGCUCAUCUGAGCCCAAGUCGCGGCCCUGAAUCUGGUGGAACUAUGAUUACCAUCACUGGACACAACCUUGCAGCUGGAAGCAUUGUCUCAGUCACUCUAGGAAACCAAACCUGUGAAUAUUAUGGGAGGUCUCUUAAUGAGAUUGUCUGCGUGGCAGCUCCAUCCACUCAUGGCCUAGGUCCUGUUCAUGUAUCUGUGAGCGUGGACAGAGCUCAGCUUGAAAGUAACCUACAGUUUGAAUACAUUGAUGACCCCAAGGUCGUGCGCAUUGAGCCUGAAUGGAGCAUCGCCAGUGGUCACACUUCUUUCAUGGUCAUUGGCACCAAUCUGGACAUCAUUCAGCAGCCAAGAAUCCGAGUGAAAUUUAAUGGCAAGGAAUCAGUGAAUGUGUGUAAAGUAGUAAAUGCUACGUGCUUGACAUGCUUGGCUCCAGCUUUGACAUUAGAGUAUCGCCCAGGCUUGGAUUCUGUGGAGAGACCAGAUGAAUUUGGCUUCAUCUUUAACAAUGUGCAGUCACUCCUUGUCUUCAACAACACCAAGUUUAUAUACUACCCCAACCCAACCUUUGAGCUUCUCAGCCCUAAUGGAGUUCUAGAGCAGAAACCAGGGUCUCCAAUCAUAUUAAAGGGGAGAAAUUUGUGUCCUCCUGCAACAGGGGGAGCCAAACUGAGUUAUACUGUACUGAUUGGUAAAACUCCCUGUGCAGUUACUGUAUCUGAAACUCAACUUCUCUGUGAAUCUCCAAAUCUCACCGGACAGCAUAAAGUAACAGUUUAUGUUGGUGGCAUGGUGUUCUCCCCAGGUUCUAUCAAUGUGAUACCGGACAGCCUCCUAACACUCCCAGCCAUUGUCAGUAUAGCUGCUGGAGGAAGCCUUCUCCUUAUCAUUGUCAUCAUUGUGCUUAUCGCUUACAAACGCAAGUCUAGAGAGAAUGACCUCACUUUGAAACGGUUGCAAAUGCAGAUGGACAACUUGGAGUCACGAGUGGCCUUGGAGUGCAAAGAGGCAUUUGCUGAGCUCCAAACUGAUAUAAAUGAACUGACAAGUGACUUGGAUCGCUCGGGUAUACCGUACCUGGAUUAUCGAACGUAUGCCAUGAGGGUGCUUUUUCCUGGGAUAGAGGAUCAUCCAGUGCUUCAAGAGCUGGAGGUUCAGGGUAACAGGCAGCAGAGUGUGGAGAAAGCCUUGAAGUUAUUCGCCCAGCUAAUCAACAAUAAGGUGUUCUUGCUGACAUUCAUCCGCACUCUAGAGCUUCAACGCAGUUUCUCGAUGCGUGACCGGGGGAACGUGGCAUCCCUCAUCAUGACGGCUCUGCAGGGAAAGCUGGAAUAUGCCACAGAUGUCCUCAAACAGCUGCUCUCUGACCUUAUUGAGAAAAAUCUUGAGAACAAAAACCAUCCCAAACUGCUCCUGCGCAGGACAGAGUCUGUAGCAGAAAAGAUGCUGACAAACUGGUUUGCUUUCCUCCUGCACAAGUUCCUCAAGGAGUGUGCUGGAGAACCGCUGUUCAUGUUGCACUGUGCCAUCAAGCAACAGAUGGAGAAAGGACCCAUUGAUUCCAUUACAGGGGAGGCCCGCUACUCGCUCAGCGAAGAUAAGCUGAUCCGCCAGCAGAUCGAGUACAAAACGCUGAUACUGAACUGCGUGAACCCAGAUAAUGAAAAUAGUCCAGAGAUCCCAGUGAAGGUUUUAAACUGCGACACCAUAACUCAAGUAAAGGAGAAGAUUCUGGAUGCAGUCUACAAAAAUGUGCCAUACUCUCAAAGGCCGAGAGCUGUCGAUAUGGAUCUAGAAUGGCGACAGGGGCGCAUAGCGAGGGUCGUUUUACAGGAUGAAGAUAUUACAACCAAGAUAGAGGGAGACUGGAAGAGGCUGAACACACUUAUGCACUAUCAGGUCUCAGACCGGUCUGUUGUAGCCCUGGUUCCAAAACAAACCUCGUCCUAUAAUAUUCCAGCUUCUGCGAGCAUCUCCCGAACAUCCAUCAGCAGAUAUGAUUCCACAUUCCGCUACACAGGAAGCCCUGACAGCCUGCGUUCACGUGCCCCAAUGAUCACCCCAGAUCUGGAAAGUGGUGUAAAAGUUUGGCAUCUGGUGAAAAACCACGAGCAUGGAGACCAGAAAGAGGGAGAUCGGGGAAGCAAGAUGGUGUCCGAAAUCUACCUGACUCGGCUGCUCGCGACAAAGGGGACGCUACAGAAAUUUGUGGAUGACCUGUUUGAGACACUGUUCAGUACGGUGCACCGAGGCAGCGCUCUCCCGCUGGCUAUCAAAUACAUGUUUGACUUCCUGGACGAGCAGGCCGACAGACACAGCAUUUACGAUACCGAUGUGAGGCACACAUGGAAAAGCAACUGCCUACCACUUCGAUUUUGGGUGAAUGUCAUCAAGAACCCUCAGUUUGUAUUUGACAUCCACAAGGGAAGUAUAACGGACGCCUGCCUUUCUGUAGUGGCUCAAACUUUUAUGGACUCCUGCUCGACCUCGGAGCAUCGACUGGGCAAGGACUCCCCCAGCAACAAGCUACUCUAUGCCAAGGACAUCCCCAACUACAAGAAUUGGGUGGAAAGAUAUUAUGCUGAUAUUGCCAAGCUCCCAGCCAUCAGCGACCAGGAUAUGAAUGCCUACCUCGCAGAGCAGUCCCGCAUGCAUGCUGCCGAAUUCAACAUGCUGAGCGCCCUUCAUGAGAUUUACUCGUAUGUCAGUAAAUACAGCGUAGAGCUCAUCACAGCCUUGGAGCAUGAUGAACAAGGACGUCGGCACCGCUUAGCUUACAAAGUGGAACAACUCAUAGGAGCAAUGAGCUUUGACAGCUGAACUUUACUUCGUUCCCCUUAACUUUCUAAAGGGGGAAAGGCUCCUGGCAAAGACUCUGCUAACAGAGUGACAGGAUUCCCUUUACUUUAUGUCCAACUGUGAAGAACUACAUGAAGUGUCAAUAGGUCUAACAGUAGUUUGAACCUAUCACAGAGCAAGGAAAGCAGCAGACCCUGUCCCAAACACGUCAUUCCUUACCUGAAUUUGAAGACUCCAGAGAGGACUUUUGAGUUGGAGAGGCUGCUUAUUGCAUGUUCAAUGUAAAUUAUGUGACUACAGACAACAAAAGACUUAACUGCUCUGUUGGUUUGGGUGAUUGUUUAGCUUGUCUUCUCUUCAACAGACUUCUUUUUUCUGUUAUUUAUUUUUACUUUGGGGAAAGAGACCAUUAUUUUCAGCCCGUCUUGGGAUACAAAAGGGAAUUUCAACUCUGCAUCGUUCCUCUUAUUUAGCCAAUGUUGGCAUAUUUUGCACUGGUUCAACAGAUGACUUUCCAGAUGUCCAUGAUACACAGCCGUGGAACAUUUCAGAGUGCCAACCUCUGCUUUACGACACACUUUCCACAGGUCUCUGUGGAACUUCACUGACAUUCACUUCCUAUUCACCAGCUGAACUAUUAACAGACACAAGAGGUGUGUUCCCAUAAACCCUUUCAAAUCACUGUUUACCGGACCAUUGUCACGUAUUGCAAGUUUGUCUACACCAUGGCCAAGAGCAGUGAAUGGGACACAUCCGUAGUGAGUUUAAUUAAUGGGCAUGUUUCUGACAACUGAAUCACAAGUAGAAAUGGUAGGGGGUACAUUAUCCUAUAGAGCAGUGGUCCCCAAUCGCUUUGAUGUUGCUCCAAGUGGUCUCAAAGUAGGUGCUUCUUUUUGAAUUCCUGGCUUGAAGGCAUGUUUUGGUUGCAUAAAAACAGGUUUAUGGACAAACAGAGCCUCCUUUGGGCUGCUAGUACACAUAGGCUAUCACAUAGCCAAUCACAGCCCUUAUUUGGCACCGACAUGAACUUUUGUCAUGCUUGUGUUGCUCUCCAACUUUUUUUUACAUUUGAAUGUGGCUAACGGGUAAAAAAGGUUGGAGACCCCUGCUAUAGAGUAUCAGCUCAGUAUUCAGCAAUGCAUGACCAUGUUUUCCUACCACCUUCUCCAUUCAUGAACCGACAUUCCUGUAUAGCACUAAUAUUCAGACCAUUAUAGGGCCACUAAAUAAAUACCUGCUUAUAUAUUGAAUGACCAUUAAAUGGCCAGUAACAUGAAUUAAUGUUGCACACAUACCAUAACAUGCACUUUGUCUGCCUUUUCACAAGUUCUGUAGAAAUACAUUUCAUUAUAAUAUAAUUCUAUAUGCCAUUGGGCCUAGCUCAGAGUUUUUAUAAUCAGAAGCUCCGCUUAAAACAAUGGUUCUGAGUCCAAAUAUGUAGCCACUGUUCUCCUGUGAGUUUCACUCACGCUAACCUUUGGUUGGACGUCCUAACCAGGGUUGCACCAGUGGUCCCAAGGUGAAGAGCACAUUGAUUGGCCGUCACAGCUGCCCCAAAAGAAUUGUGAUAGCACUACCCUCAAGUAGGGGAAUGUAAAGAAAAAGCCUGUACAGGCCUAGCGCGCAGCAAUGGAAGCAGAUUAACUAUAAUCAAAAAUACCAGUUUAUUUAUUAAAAAAAUUGCUUUGGAACAGAUUCGUAUGUAAAUAAAUGGUUGUGGUGAGGUUUUCCAGGUUACUAUACGAGGAAUGCCAUUUCUGGUCAGAAGUUAUAGCAAGUUUUAUGGAGCACCCCUUAUCCUGGUGGUUCCUGAGCUGUUGCCUCAUGUGCUCAUAUAUAAACAUGACUCAUUGGGAAUCAAGUGGGAAUCACUAUGGCUGUCCUUGUGUACACUACAAGUAUUCUUUAAAGUGAGAAGACCUGGACUCAGAAUCAUAUCUCUAAAGAAACAAGAUGGUGGGGAGAUUUGUCUGAAGAUUGGAGUUGCCUCAAACAUUUCACAAUUCCAUUUCUGCUUUUGAUCCCCCCCCCCAUCACUUUGUAAGGCCUAUCAUAUGCCAUGAUUUGCUGCAUAAAAGGGAAUUUUAUGAACACUCCGGAAUUAAUGCAUGGGUAAUUUCAUUUGUCAUUCUCCGCCCGUCAUUUCCAUUAUUCUCAUUUAUGGCUGGACGUGAUCAGCUUAGUCAGAAGCAUCGCCCACAAAUUCAUUUCUUAACGAUGAUAUGUUUACAACAGCCAUUACUUGAACUAGCUUUGGAUAUUUAUUUUUUAUUGCCGUUUUGUUUGUUAUAUACAUUCUCGGAACAUCAGCCUCUUGACGCACGCUUGUUUUCGAUUGGUUUACUCCAGUCUGUCUCAGCACUGCAUGAUUUAGUCACUGGCUAUUUCAUGGUCAUUUAAAUGCCACUCCUUCUGUUAAAGGGAAACUGGCGCAUUGCUCUUACAUGAAAGCAUCAUUUUAAGUUAAGUUUAACUUAAACUUCCCUAACAUACUCAGAUAUAGCCUCUUUAGUAGGUGAAUGUUUGAUUGGCAAUACUGAGCCAUAUCUCGGAAACAUGAGUAUACUUGUUUUACUCAGUAAAAAAAAGCCAUACUAAACAUUUUCGGUAUGAUUAAAAUAUAACAUCCCUUUUAAAUUUGAACAUUUCUUAAAAAGCACAUUUUCAUGUAAUAGCAGUUGUGGUUUCUCUUCUCUCCCUCUGUAACAACCAAUUAAAAAGCUCCUGGGAGCACAUAAAACCAUGGCAGACUUAAGUAUGAUACAUUCUAUGCAGGCGGCCAUGUUUAGCAACCUGUUUCAUGUGCUCAAGGAAGUCUGCAUUGCUUAUUGCGACUUUACUCUUCCCGCACUGGAAACCAAAGCCCCCAAUCUUCUCUUAUUCACCUACUGUACUUAGAGGCCAUGCAGUGAAUUGCAGGGCGAUACAGUGCUGGCCUAGAAGACCCGAUUCUCUUUCUAUGUAUUUAAUGUUUCCUAAUGAAAAGUCUCUCUCUCUAUUCCCUAUUUACAGUUAGAGAUAAAUGAAUUGGGGUGAUUUAAGAUUUGAUUUGUAUCCAUCCAAGUGAGACAUUCUGAACCAGGUUUAAUCGUUUAUAUCAAAUAGAUCCAGGUGAAAUCCGUGUGCAAAAUGAAAAAAAAAAGUUGAUUUGCUUCAUUCUACAAACAAUGUAUCUGGAAUUCCAUUGUCUGAAUUGUUCAUCGUAUACCUUGGCUGCUACCGAGCUCCCCGUCGCCAUGUCUUUGUUUGCGGCUGGAGCUGCUCUUAAUAAUUUAAAAUAUAGACAUUCCCAUAUUUUUUUACAACUGAUCAUCGUUGAGCAUUGUCCGACUUGUUGGGUUAAAUAUACCCAUUUCCAGUAGAAAGUCAAGAACGUUGUGGUCUUAUGUGAUUCAUGUGCUGGACAUUGAGCGAGUAGCGAGCGCUUUAGAAAACAACUCGAGCGCCUAUUGUAAAUGUGCCAAAACCCAGAGUACCCACAAUUCCAUAGCAGUCUUUAUUUUUCUACAGUUCAUAGCAAAGCGUGUCAGAUGAUGAACCAAACCGAGCAAUGAUAUUGCGGAGUCCAAACUCUGGGAGUGGGCCUGCUUCUCCCCAGCUCUACUGCACUUGUGAACGAUAAUAGUGUGUCUUUUGCUUUCUCUCUUUUGAUUUCCUCGUCUGCCUCGCUUUUUUUUUUCUGUCAUUUUUACAGAUGUCGUGAAAAUUUCAAAAAACGAAAGACAAAAAAAAAAAAAACCUGAAAGUUUUAAUUAUUUAAAAAUGUUCGGAGACAAAAAAGUUUUGUUAUUAUUUUAAUAUAUUAUUGUGUACCUAUUGUAAAUAUGAAACACUCCUAUUUUGCAAGCCAAGGACCCACUUUGUACUAUUGUUAUAUAUAAAUAAAGUUUACUGGAUAAAAAAA